AUGACAGACGCAGGUGUUCCAGACAUUGGUUGUCACCACGGGACCCCAUGCCUCACACUGCGAGACCUUCUCUCCACCCACGCAAGAUCAUGUUGUGUAUCUGGUGGACUACUUGUCAAGUGGUGCACUAAUGAGCUCCUGACAGUGAGCCAAACAAUCACGGUAGGCCUGUACUCGCAGCAGUUGGAACGUGUGCACAAGGCACUGAUGCAUAAAGAGCCAGCAUUUGUCAAUCGUAAGGGUGAACUCCUCCAUGAGAAUAUUCCUCGGUGGGAAAGAAUGGUCUUUAUGAUUAAGCUACCGCCUGCUUUAGUCAUGUCUCCCCCAGCAGAUCCUCGAGGUAAAGAUGACAGAAUCUCCCUUUUAAAGAGUCUUCAUCGCCCCUACGGUCACAUGGACAACGGUUCGCAGACAUACGGACAAGAAGCCCCAGUCCAGCAGCAAUUCAGUCAUCAACAACAUCAGCGAAAUAGUGCUUUUAGCCAAAUCGAACCUCAUAAGGUCUUCUGCCUCAGGCAACAAUUUCUUAUGGCAGCAGCAAUCAUCGUCGUCAGCAGUUUAGUUGUUUUCGUGCUCUUCAUUACGACCUUUAGGAAAGUGCCAAAUGACGAUUCCUUUCUGAAAUUAAAUAGCAUAUUGGGAACUCAAGAACUAAGCUCGUCACGUGGAGAAGUGGCAGUUAAAACCAGUUGCGGGCACGUCAUCGGAAAAUCAGAAGAUGGCUCGUAUGUCUUUAAAGGCAUUGCAUAUGCAAAACCUCCAGUGGGUCCUUUACGGUGGAGAAAACCCGUGCCUUUGUGGGUGGACACGUGGUGCGAUGAACACCAGACUCAGGAAGCUUUCCACUUCGGAUCCAAGUGUUUCCAACUCAAUCCUUACAGCAAGCACUACGAAGGCAACGAAGAUUGUCUUUUCCUCAAUGUAUGGACACCGUCACUCGAUUCUUCGGUAAGUAGCUGA
Molecule: messenger RNA, 960 nt
Organism: Stegodyphus dumicola
Lineage: Eukaryota; Metazoa; Arthropoda; Arachnida; Araneae; Eresidae
Source: RefSeq, a predicted model, not a curated record